Ambispora gerdemannii is the source of this 303-nucleotide messenger RNA. Lineage: Eukaryota; Fungi; Glomeromycota; Glomeromycetes; Archaeosporales; Ambisporaceae. The record is from the annotation of a GenBank genome assembly.
AUGAUUAUUUUAUUAUCAUUCUUGUUGAUAAACGCAUCUGAAUUUAUUCCAUCCGAACGUUAUGGGCAUACUGCGAAUUAUAAUGAGAUUGACAAUAAAAUCUAUUUUUUGGGAGGAGUAGAUCGCAACAAUAGCACUUUGGCUGAUUUCUUUACACUUGAAAUAUCAAACUCACUGAAUAUAAUAGCUCCAAAUUUUGAGCAGCAAAUACUUAAUCCUACGCCGCCGCCCAAAGUAGCUUUUGUAACUUCAGUGAUAAAGAAUUCAAAAAUUUACGUAUAUGGAAGCUCUGAUGACACAAUG